Cannabis sativa is the source of this 2589-nucleotide messenger RNA. RefSeq lists its product as uncharacterized. Gene Ontology annotation, molecular function: zinc ion binding. The record is from RefSeq and is a predicted model, not a curated record. The transcript has 2 exons. Lineage: Eukaryota; Viridiplantae; Streptophyta; Magnoliopsida; Rosales; Cannabaceae. Bases 1514 to 2410 code for a protein of 298 amino acids.
UUAUAUAGAGAUAUAAAAGGUUAGUUUAAAUUGACUUGUGUGAAUUCUAUUAGGAUUAGGAUUGAGUAACUUACUAUAUUAAAAUAUAGGAAAAAAUGCUUUUUUGCCUCCUCAACUAUUACGUGUGUAGACUCAUACCCCUCAAACUUUUUUGUUUGGCGAAAAUCCCCACGAUCUAUGAUAAACAAUGAGAAGUCCUCCUUCCGUCCGAUUCUGUCUAAAAUAUUAACGUUAUGUACAUGUGAAAAAGUUAAUGAGGGGUAAAAAUGGAACACCAAAACAAUGAAGAUUUUUUUAUUUAUUUAUUCUUUUCCUGAAAUAAUUAAAAUUAAUAUUAAAGAAAAAUAAAAUAAAAACAAACUUUAAAUUUGCAGAGAGAGACUCAAAGUGAAUAACAAGCCCUAAGUUCCAAAAUUUUAAGAGUAUAACCAACCAUACCCUUCGAAAUUUCGGAGCAUAACAAAGCUUCGACAUUUUCAAAGGAAUGUGGAAGGAAGGUAGUCAUUGGAGAAGCUUCACUUGAAAGUUUCAGACCUCACAAAGUGGGUUCUUAUUUUGGAUUUGGGGACACCAUGAGGGAAAUAAUUCCAUCUUAUGGUAUGACUUUUAUCAUUAAUUAUUCUUAUACCAUUUAUGUAUGUCUAACACCAUGGAUGAAUUUUUCUCUGUGAAUGAGGGUUUUAUUUAUAUGUGUAAAUACACUCGUACCAAGAGCUCCAUUUUAAAGGCUUCAAUUGUUUUGUACUGAGAAUAUUUGGGGUUAUGUGAAUGUUUUUUAGGCAUUUCUUUUUUCAUUUUGUUUGAUCGUAUCACAUGGGAAAAUAGUGAAAAUUGGAAUAUGUGUUUGUGGGGUAUAAUUUUGUUAGUCUUUGAGGGUACUGAAUGAAACAAACAGUAUUUUUCUAAUAUACGUUGACAUGAAAUUUUUAAUAAAAAUUUAUGGUAAGACUAUAAAGUGUUAGCCACACGUUUUGUUGAUCAAGAAUUCUAUUAACUAAUUGAAGGAAGGUUUUGUGUGUUUGUAUUUGAAUUGUAUUGUAUGGUGAAUUGACGUCUCUAAUGGGAAGAGAAUGUACACUUGCUUUGCUGAUUUGAGAGAUGGAUUCAAUGCUGGAUGCAGGCCAUUGAUUGGCUUAGAUGGUUGUCACAUAAAAGGACCACAUAAAGGGCAAUUGCUAACUGCAAUUGGAAUAGAUGCAGACAACGGUAUUUAUCUUGUUGCAUUUGCUGUUGUCGAGAUUGAAAAUAAGGAGACAUGGAACUGGUUCUUACAAUGUUUAAGAGUAGACUUGAAAAUAGAGAAUUCAAAUCAUUGGACUUUCAUUACAGAUAAACAAAAAGGAUUGCAACAGUCAUUAAAGGAUAUGUGGGAGGAGGGGUACCUGAAGCCGAGCAUAGACAUUGUGCAAGACAUUUGGAGAAGCAUUUUAUCAAAGUGUUUAGAGAUAAAAAAUUAAAGGACCUCUUGUGGAAGGCUGCGAGAGAGGUUACUAUUCCUAGGUUUCAGGCUGUAAUGGAAGAGAUAAAGCAGCUUGAUAAGGCUGCCUAUGAUUGGUUAAUGGAAGCAGGACCCCAACAUUGGAGCAGGUCACAUUUUAGGACUCAUCCGAAGUGUGACAUUCUUCUGAACAACUUGUGCGAGACAUUCAAUGGGAUCUCAGCAGUAUUAGUAGCAAGAGAGAGACCGAUAUUGUCCAUGUUGGAAAGGAUUAGAAUUUAUCUACUCAAAAGACUUACCAGGAAUAGGCAUUCGACAUUGAAGUGGGAGUCGAACAUUGCACCAAGGAUACAAGAAAUUCUUGAGAAGAACAAGGACAUAGCUAGUGGACAUAUCUCAUUGAAGUCUUCAGACUUUAUCUACCAAAUUCAAACCAUGCACGGAAGCUUGUAUUAUGUAGACUUGAAGGAGAUGAAGUGCUCUUGUAGAAAGUGGGAUCUCACUGGAAUUCCAUGUAGUCAUGCAGUAGCUGCCAUAUGGAAUAAACAUGGGGAACCAGAAAAUUAUGUAAGUAAAUGGUACACAAAAGAGUAUUAUUUGAAGGCUUAUGGACAUCAAAUAUUUCCAAUUAGGAAUCAAGAUCAGUGGCCUAAAAGUGGUAAGGUUGGAAUAGUGAAGCCUAUUUCCAAAGUUCAACCGGGUAAACCAAAAAGAAGUAGAAAACUUGAGCUUGAUGAAAUGGUGCCACCAACAAGAACUAAAAUGAAGCGAAGGUACAUCAUAAUAAAAUGUUCAGGAUCUGGUGCAAAGGGUCAUAACUUUAGGACGUGUGUAAGAAACAAGGAAAAGAAUUCAGUUGCACCAAGAUAUAAACAUAAAACUGGAAAGAAAAAAAUUGUGGCAUCACAACUUGGGCAGCUAGGUCAAGAAGUCAACAUGCAAAGCUCAUCAAUUUCUCAGCAUCACCAAUGAGAAGGAUUGCAGCAAGAUCUCUUGCCAAAUUGACAAAGAAAUAGGAUUGAAUGAUGAUUCUCAUUUUGAAGCCAUUUUAAAACUUUGUUUGUAAUACAAAGUUUGCUGGUUUAUGGUAAACUUAUAUGACCAUAUGAACUUACUUUAUGGUAGACAUUUAUCUAGUACAUGAUUUGGUA